Molecule: messenger RNA, 533 nt
Organism: Mercenaria mercenaria
Lineage: Eukaryota; Metazoa; Mollusca; Bivalvia; Venerida; Veneridae
Product: interferon-induced protein 44-like
Exons: 4
Coding region: 91-486 (131 amino acids)
Molecular function (GO): GTP binding
Source: RefSeq, a predicted model, not a curated record
GUAUCAAAUACCGUACCUAUUCGGCAGUCAUUUGUUACAGUACCAGAUCUAAAGUAAUAAAUACAAUUUUCUCAAAUACACGGACAGAUCAUGGGAAAUGCUGCUUGGCGAUAUCAUGGUACUGAAUUCCAAUGGACUGAUAAGUUUAGCGACGAUCUUCUGAAAAAAGUGGCAACAAUUAAACCUGCUGGUGUCGAGUACAACCCUGUAAUUCUGCUGUUUGGACCUACGGGACAUGGCAAAUCAUCUUUUAUCAAUUCCAUUUCAACUAUAAGUAAAGGAAGAAAGUCUAAUAUUGCCGGUGCAGCAAGAGCUUCAAAGUGUGUUACAACAGUGUAUCGUAAAUAUGAAAUCGAAGGGAAACUGAACAACGUCACACUCGCCGACAUUCAAGGCAUUGUUCAAAAAGAUGACAAUAAAUUUUUGAUCGAAAAUGCUCUCGCCAUUGUCGACGGUCAGGUCAAGCCUGAGUAUACGGUAUCAUAAUUAAAAAUAUAACACUAAACGUUUCAUUAUAAUUAUCUUUCGGCGGU